Branchiostoma floridae (Florida lancelet) is the source of this 1419-nucleotide messenger RNA. Its product is annotated as short transient receptor potential channel 4-like. Gene Ontology annotation, molecular function: store-operated calcium channel activity; protein binding; inositol 1,4,5 trisphosphate binding. Gene Ontology annotation, cellular component: cation channel complex; membrane. NCBI's taxonomy places the organism in Eukaryota, Metazoa, Chordata, Leptocardii, Amphioxiformes, Branchiostomatidae. The transcript is spliced from 8 exons. The coding region runs from base 1 to 1419 and encodes 472 amino acids. Gene Ontology annotation, biological process: regulation of cytosolic calcium ion concentration; calcium ion transmembrane transport; manganese ion transport. The record is from RefSeq and is a predicted model, not a curated record.
AUGGAGCAGCGCCUGUUUGAGGCCGCCGAGAAAGAUGACGUUAUCCAGCUGUUGGACAUCCUGCAAUCGGGGUCACGGGAGGGGUCAUCGCUGGACAUCGACUGCCGUAACGACUUCGGCCAGUCGGCGCUGGACGUGGCCGUGGACGCCGGAAGCCUGUCGGCGGCCGGGGCCCUGCUGGACAACGGGGCCAGGGUGGGAGGCGCCAUCUUGUACGCCGUGGACAGGCAGCACCUGGCGGCCGUCCGGCUGAUCCUGGACAAGAGGACGGCGGAGGAUGUGAUGGAUAGUUUGGAGAAUGAGAAGGAGUGCGAUCACAGCUGCAUGUUUUCUCCCGACAUGACGCCCCUUGUGCUGGCGGCCCACCACAACAACUACCGGCUCCUGAAGCUCCUGCUGGGCGGGGGCUUCACCCUGCCGGCCCCGAGCACCUUCUCCUGGGCGUCCGGCGUCAGGCAGUCUAGCGCCUGGCUCAGCACGUACCAAGCGAUGUGCAGCCCCUAUUACAUCCUCCUCACGUCGGACGACCCGUUCUCUGCCGCCUUCACCACGGCCAGGACGCUGCGAGACGUCUGCUGGAAGCGGGAGAACUACCGGGGCCUGCUGGAGGAGAUGGCGGGCCGAUGUGAGACCUUCGCCGCCGAGCUGCUGGAUGAGGUACGGGACUCCGAAGAGCUGGAGGCUGUGCUGGGGUACAGCAGAGGUGAUCAGCAACCCCCAUACACAACCUUGGAGAUGGCAGUGGACUUUAAGCAGAAGAAGUUCGUGUCGCACCACCUGUGUCAGGAGUACGGCCUGCUGCUAGACUUGCCCGCCGCGGAGUGGGAGUCCUGGUCCCGGAUGUACGUCAUCAUCUUCAACCUGACGCUGUGUCUGUUCUGCCCCCUGCUGUGCCUUAUACACGUCAUCGCACCCAAGACUACGGCAGGGAAGCUGGCCUCCAUCCCGUACAUCCGUGACCUGUUCUGGUCGGUGUCUGAGGUGCUGAUGCUGGUUGUAGUGCGGUGGGAGGCGGAGUACCAGGUGGGACUGGAGGACAUCAGCAGGAUCGCGCGCGGGGACCCCACCCCUGCCGUCAUCGUCUCCACUCCGCAGAUCCUCAUCAUGGUCUGGGUGCUAGGUCUGCUGAUAGAGGAACUGCAGGAGAUCUGGUACCAGGGGCUCCGGUAUCACCUCACCCGGCUGUGGAACCUGCUGGACUUCGCCAUCCUCGCCACCUACAUCACACAGCUGGUGCUGAGGGCCACCUCUUUUACUUGGUGGGACCGUUACGUCACAGAGAAUAUGGCGGAUGACUGGGUGGUCCAGACGAACCCGUACACCUUCCAGCCCGUGAUGAUCGCGGAGGGGCUGUUCGCCGUCUUCACCGUUCUGGUGGUGCUCCGGGCCAUGGGCAUCUGCAGCUUGAGCAGAUUGUGA